Dicentrarchus labrax (European seabass) is the source of this 1541-nucleotide messenger RNA. RefSeq names its product WD repeat domain containing 83 (gene wdr83). The coding region runs from base 175 to 1128 and encodes 317 amino acids. The transcript has 10 exons. The record is from RefSeq and is a predicted model, not a curated record. Gene Ontology annotation, molecular function: protein binding. Gene Ontology annotation, cellular component: catalytic step 2 spliceosome. Gene Ontology annotation, biological process: mRNA splicing, via spliceosome. NCBI's taxonomy places the organism in Eukaryota, Metazoa, Chordata, Actinopteri, Moronidae.
CAUUGCGAGUACUAGCAACCAUGAUGGGUGAAAUGAAUGGAAGACGCUGUUGAUGGUUUUCAAACUGGGAAUAAACUUAUUAUUGUCGUUAUUAUGUUAGUUCCACUGGGAAUAUCAAACAUAACAUGACGCGUCCCUGAAACUGAACUCUGGUGAAACGGUCCGAGUUGUGUCAUGGCGUUCCCUGAGCCCAGACCUCAGCUUCCUCAGCUUCCUCAACAUCUGCUCAAGACCCUAGACUGCCAGCAGGGAGCUGUCAGGGCUGUUCGCUUCAACGCUGAUGGGAACUACCUGCUGUCCUGUGGCAGUGACAAAUCUCUAAAGCUGUGGAGUGCGAGCCGAGGGACCCUGCUGAAGACAUACAGCGGCCACGGAUACGAGGUCCUGGAUGCCGAUGGUUCCUAUGACAACAGCCAGCUGUGCUCCUGCAGCUCUGAUAAGACGGUGAUCCUGUGGGACGUUGCCACAGGCCAGGUCACACGCAAGCUCAGAGGUCACGCUGGGAAAGUCAACUGUGUCCAGUUCAACGAGGAGGCAACUGUCAUCUUGUCUGGGUCCAUAGAUGGAACAGUUCGGUGCUGGGACACCAGGUCCAGAAGAUUUGAGCCCAUCCAGGUUCUAGACGAGGCUCGGGACGGCAUCAGCAGCAUCAAAGUGGCACAACACGAGCUGCUUACCGGGUCAGUGGAUGGCAGAGUGCGGCGCUACGACCUGAGAAUGGGACAGCUGCAUGUUGACUUCAUCAGCAGUCCCAUCACGUGUGUGUGUUUCAGUCAGGACGGUCAGUGCACUCUGAGCUCCAGUCUGGAUUCAACAGUCAGACUGUUGGACAAGAGCACCGGAGAGAUGCUGGGAGAGUACAAAGGGCACAAGAUGAAGGGCUAUAAGCUGGACUGCUGCCUGUCCAGUAAAGACACUCACGUCCUGAGCUGCUCAGAGGACGGACACGUCUACUGCUGGGACCUGGUGGAAGGAUCUUUGUCCUUGAAACUGCCAGUGGGGAAAGCUGUCGUCCAGUCACUGUCCUUCCACCCCACAGAGACCUGCCUCCUCACAGCCAUGGAGGGACGUGUCCAGGUGUGGGGGGCAGAGCCAGAGGAGACAGAGGAGGAUACGGUGGCCACAUAGAGAUGGUUUGGUACUGGAAUAAUCAAUAAAUCUUUUAACAAUGUGAGCAGCACUUCUGUGUAAACCUUUAAAUGGCCGUUGGUCAGAAGUGAGCAACAUAGACGAACCGCUGUCAUCCAGUACAGCUGACUUCUUAGACAGAUUAUCAGUCUGUGUUUAUGGCUGUUGGCUUUACAAAUAUCUAGCUCUCUAGAGAGGAAAGCAAAUGCCAACUAACACAAAUACAGAGACACAAAAAUGUUGUUAAACUGUGGUUAACAGAUGUACAAAGUAUCUCACCUGGGUUUGAAUCUCAUUGUAGUUCAUGAUUGAAUCAUAAGAUUUAACUAAAUGAUCUAGAAUGUUAAUUUUUGUAUGUGUGCAAAACAUAUUUUUGUAAAAACCUUUGAAUAAACAUUUCCUUGUGUACAUUA